AUGCGCUCGUCUUGGCUCCUCGUUUCUGCCCUAACAGCUCUGGCUGCAGCUGAUGAGGCCGGCACAACAGUCAUCAACUAUUUCGGAGUCGAAAGUGCUAUUAACGGCGUCGCCCUCGGCGGCUACACUAGCACCGCAGCCCGAGUUGUUGCCGUCGGCAAGCACGCCACGACCUACGAGAUCGCCUGCCUGAAAGACGCUUCCGAAUGCGCAUUGCACCAUCCUGCAACUAUUGUCCAGGGCCCUACCACUUACAGCGCCUCUAUCGAAGCAACUGUGUCUACUGGCGGUGCUCAGGCUGUUGCAACCGGCAUUGAGCAAUGCAGUUUCACCCACGCUUCUGAGUCUGCUGUCUGCACGUGGAGUGUCGCAUACACUGCCUCCCAAGGUGAUCUCACCAUUUCCGAUUCCACCUCUAGCACACAAUCCAUCCCUGCGUCUUCGGUUAGCUAUCAUCCCCUUACUGUCACCGAUGGCGUCUACGCUUUGACGGGUAGUGCGACGGCUUCGGCUUCCGGCGUGAAGGUCACUCCUACUGCUUCUACUGGUGCCGCUGCCGGUGCUGCGAAGCCUUUGAUCACUGCUGCGCCGUUGGGUGCUGCUGCUCUUGCGGCUUUUGCGGCCAUGAUCUAG
Messenger RNA from Penicillium concentricum, 633 nucleotides. RefSeq lists its product as uncharacterized. The record is from RefSeq and is a predicted model, not a curated record. The transcript has a single exon. The coding region runs from base 1 to 633 and encodes 210 amino acids. NCBI's taxonomy places the organism in Eukaryota, Fungi, Ascomycota, Eurotiomycetes, Eurotiales, Aspergillaceae.